Molecule: messenger RNA, 393 nt
Organism: Prunus armeniaca (apricot)
Lineage: Eukaryota; Viridiplantae; Streptophyta; Magnoliopsida; Rosales; Rosaceae
Source: the annotation of a GenBank genome assembly
AUGAUUGGAGUUGGUGGUGGAGAUAAAGGCGAAGUUGAUGGUUGUGGUGGUGGGGAUGGCAGUUGUGGAGGUGGUGGUGGUGGUGGUGGUGGUGGUGGUGGUGGUGGUAGUGGCAACAUGGUGGUGGUGGUGGAUGUGGAGGUUUUGGAUGAGGUGGUGAUGGUGGUGGUGGUGGUGGAGGUGGAGGUGGUGGUGGUGGUGGUGGUGGCGGCGGUGGUGGUGAAUGAGGAGGAGGUGAUGUUGGAGGUGGUGGUGGCGGAGGAUGAGGAGGAGGAGGAUGUGGUGGUUGUGGUGGUGGUGGUGGCGGUGGUUGUGGAGGUAGUAAAUGUGGUGGUGCAAGUGGUAGAGUUGGAUGUAAAAGUGGAGGUGGUGUCAUUUUUUUUAAAUGAAUGA